CAUAUUCUUCCAUACUUCUUUCAUCAUAUCCUUAAAUAUUAAUCAUGGAAAAAACCACAAAAGAGUUGACAAAAGUCGAAGACGAAGACAUCGUUUUCCGAAGCCGUUUUCCGUCCGUUUCCAUUCCCGAUAAUGUCACAUUGCCGGAGUUUGUGCUUAAGGACGCAGAACUGUACGCCGAUCAUGUGGCAUUCGUGGAUGCUACCACCAAAAAGUCGUGCACACAUGGUGAAGUCGUUAGGGACGUUAGAAGGUUUUCCAAGGGGUUGAGGUCUCUUGGACUUAGAACAGGUCAUGUUGUGGUCGUCAUACUCCCCAAUGUCAUUGAAUACGCAAUCGUGGCUUUAGGCGUAAUGACAGCCGGUGGUGUCUUUUCAGGCGCGAAUCCAUCGAGCCAUUCGUCUGAGAUCAAAAAACAAGUCGACUUAGCAGAAGCAAAACUAAUUGUAACUGAUGAGCGCACUUACAAUAAGGUAAAAGAACUAGGAUUACCCGUGAUCAUCCUAGGAGAAGAACGAGUACAAGGGACAAUUUACUGGGACGAAUUGCUAGCUACAUCAGAACGAUCCAUCACCAACGAAACCGAAACCGUCGUAAACCAAAACGACCUUUGCGCGCUCCCAUUCUCGUCGGGUACAACCGGACUAUCAAAGGGCGUAAUGCUAACUCACAGGAACAUCGUAGCGAACCUAUGUUCGACUUUGUUCAGUGUCAACCCAGAUUACAUAGGCAAAGUCACCAUUCUGGGGCUAAUUCCGUACUUUCACAUCUAUGGACUGACAGGAAUAUUGUGUGCUAAUAUUAGGAACAAAGGGAAGGUUGUUGUUAUGGGGAGGUAUGACUUGUCUUCUGUUUUGAAAGCAUUGAUUGAGCAUGAAGUACAUUUUGCACCACUUGUGCCACCAAUAUUGUUGGGGUUGGUUAAACAUCCCCUUGAUGAAGAUCUUGCUAAGCUUCAACUUAGAUCGGUUAUGACCGCGGCUGCGCCGCUUGCGCCUGAGAUUUAUGAGGAGUUUAGAAGGAAGUUUCCUCAAAUUGAAGUUCAAGAGGCUUACGGGAUGACAGAACAUAGUUGCAUAACGCUAACCCAUGGCCAUGGAGACCCAAACAAGGGCCAUCACACUGCUAAAAAACGAUCAGUUGGUUGCAUACUACCAAAUUUAGAAGUGAAAUUCGUUGAUCCCGAUACAGGUCGUUCUCUCCCUGCAAACACCCCUGGGGAAGUAUGCGUUCGAAGUCAAUGUGUGAUGAAAGGUUAUUACAAGAAUGAAGCUGAAACGGCUCAAACGAUUGAUGAAUACGGAUGGCUUCACACCGGGGACAUUGGAUACAUUGAUGAUGAAGGAGAUUUGUUCAUCGUGGAUCGUUUGAAAGAGUUAAUUAAGUACAAAGGAUUUCAAGUUGCACCGGCUGAAUUGGAGGGAAUACUUUUAGGACAUCCUUCUGUCGAAGAUGCCGCAGUCGUGGGGUUGCCUGAUAAAGAGGCCGGGGAAAUACCAGGUGCACAUGUGGUAAUGAGCAAAGAUGCAAAAGAGAGUGAAGAAGAUAUGAUGAAGUACAUAGCUAAUAAUGUAGCACAUUACAAGAAGGUGAGGGUGCUUCAUUUCGUAGAUGAAAUACCUAAAUCACCCUCCGGGAAGAUCAUGAGAAGACUCAUUAAACAGAAAAUGUUGGAGAAUAUUACCAAAUCUACAUCUCCAUAAUAAACGAAUCAUAUAGUGUCAUAGUUGAAAUACUAAUUUUUUUUUUCAUACCAACUAGUACUAUGUAACGCAUUAUACUUCAAUAAACACUUUACAAGGGUUUUAAAAGUUCAGCCUUUUAUU
Messenger RNA from Helianthus annuus (common sunflower), 1826 nucleotides. RefSeq names its product 4-coumarate--CoA ligase-like 1. The coding region runs from base 45 to 1703 and encodes 552 amino acids. The record is from RefSeq and is a predicted model, not a curated record. Lineage: Eukaryota; Viridiplantae; Streptophyta; Magnoliopsida; Asterales; Asteraceae. Gene Ontology annotation, molecular function: long-chain fatty acid-CoA ligase activity. The transcript has 6 exons. Gene Ontology annotation, biological process: fatty-acyl-CoA biosynthetic process.